Messenger RNA from Ooceraea biroi (clonal raider ant), 2364 nucleotides. RefSeq lists its product as uncharacterized. The record is from RefSeq and is a predicted model, not a curated record. Gene Ontology annotation, molecular function: carboxypeptidase activity. NCBI's taxonomy places the organism in Eukaryota, Metazoa, Arthropoda, Insecta, Hymenoptera, Formicidae.
AUGAUUUAUCAGCGGGUUUAACGGUCGCACUCGUACCGCGCUAUCAAGCUAAAGUGGACGCUGCGUCUGUAAUCCCUCACGGUGAUUCAAUCCGCAAAAGUGGAUCGUGUUCGCGGUCCAUCGGGCAAUCGAAACCUUCGCUCGUGUUCGGUGUGGUUCACGAGAUUACCUCAUACGUGUCUAUCAAAAUACCACUCAUACUCAUCCGCAUGAGCACUCAUUCGAAUCUCGUGCACGCGGAUUUGGAGAUGUACAGAGGUGCGCUCGUCCAGCAAGAGAUGUAACGAAAGCACGCGUAUCGAUCGAAAUCGAAUAACAAAUUAUCUUGAUAUCUCAGCCAUCUACACACAGCUGUCCGAUUGUUCAUCCUACGACCUAGCAAUUACACGAGCAACAGUGAUUGAACUGAAAGAAGAGACCCAAUCUGACGGAGCAUGACGCGCGAUUCGUAAGGGAUUGGUGGGAAGGAACUGCGGUGACACACCCGCCGGGAAGGGACCUCGCGAAGGGUCCUACGUGAGGAUGCACCGAGUCCUCAGCUUCCAGAUGGCCCGCGGCAUCGACGAGUCGAGCGAGUACGUGACGAAGCGGCUGUGCUUCUCGUUCCUCUUCUCCGUCGGCUUCCUCUGCCUCCUCUGCGGCUUCCUGCUGGGCCGCUUCGCUGCUGAACGCUCGAUGGAGACUCAGGCGCAGAAAACGCGCGCGGAACUCGCGGGAAACGGCCUGCGGAACACGGAGCACCUCCAGCAGCUGGCACUCCGGGAAUUGGCGGAAGCGUCCUUCGACCGCGCGACAGACUGGCAGACGGCAGACUCGAUAGAUAAUAACGCGCGACGCGUCAGCGGAUUCUUUUCCAACUUGUCGUUCGUUCACGAAGUGAGCCAUCGUGCGUCCUGCGUUCGGGCGAUUGUUCGCGGCUCGCGGGAACCAGAUAGAUAUGUCAUCUUGUCGGUUAACGGGGACGGUAUCGCCGUAGCUUUAGAACUGGCGGGAAUUCUGGAUAAAAUUUACACCGCGCACGAGUGGAGACCGCGACGAAGUCUGAUGUUCUGCGUGUCUCUAGCAUCCGAGGACGUUUGUCCGCAAACUCUGCCCAUCUUUGCGCAACGAAGAAUCGUGGCUUGCGUGGCGGUGCAUGGUCACCCUCUAGCUAGCGGCUACGUGACAUUAUCCGGAUCCGACAUCAUGCGAUCUAUCGCAGUCGAAGCCAUCAAGACAAUUGAUGGUAACUGGACAUAUCUCGAGCAUGAAACAUCCGGUCCUCGUCUUCCCCUGAAUACCCCGCAAGUGAUAUUCUCGCUCAAUGAGAGCGACUUCGCACACGACCAAACACGACGUAAUCAGAGUCUGCGAUUACGCGGUACAAUUCUGGCGCAAAUGGCCAGCCAGACUAUAUGGCGACUCUCCGAGAGCACGGUGAUUCGAUGGCAGCCGAGAUACUUUAACGAAACCGUUAACAAACUCUUGGAAUCAAUCAACACUGACAAAUUCCGAGAUGCCAAAGAGAAACUGAAGACUACGUUGAAAACAUUGCUCGCCGCCGUGGAGGACCUUAAUGCAAAAAUCGAUGCGAUGGAAAAUAUCCCAACGUUACGCGCGAGGAUGUGGAAUGACCUGCUACUCGAUUUGGACAAGGCGCUUUUGUGUCCCGAUGAGAACUCGCGUUCCAGAACCGACCUGAUCGAAUUUCGCAAAUUGCUGCAUAAACCUACCGACAACAGCGCGUCUACCUGCCUCCAUGAAAUAGCGAAAUGCUACGAGGACGCUUCGUUAAUCCUGCAAGAAAGAUAGGAAAAUCGAGGGGAAACGUCGAGGAACGUGAAACGAGAGGAGUAUGAAAUAUUUCAAGACACACCACGACCACUCAUCGUUACGAGAUUUCUUCUUGUAACAACGUAUAUUUUUCGAUACUCUUAUCUCGAUAGUUUAUGCAAAGCAACGCGAGUAGAAUACCUUAAAUGUAACUUUACUUAUAAAUUUAACUCACUUGUAAAUUUAAGCGUAUCACAAUCUUUGUAUUAUUAUACAUUAUUAUUAUAUUAUAUAUUAUUAUAAAAUCUCAUAUACUCGCUUCGUUAAAUAUUAUAAAAAUAUCCAUAGCAUUGUACGAAGGAAGCACUUUCGGCACUUGCAUCGCUUUGCAUCAUCACUCUCUCUCUUUCCCUCUUUAUCGUUACGAUUACUGCGCACUGUAACGCAAUAAUUGCGCAGGCAGUUGCAUAUUAUAUUUCUAUCUUUCACAAGUACAAAAAUAGCAUAAUUAUAUUUUCUAAUCACCUAUAUUGCACGUCGUACCUCUUUGUCGCCACAGUGUGGCAGUCAGGUCCGUAAUUCAAAUAUCAGAAAUAAUAAAUAUUGUUCAAA